ACUAAAGCACUCAAGAAAAACAAACUAAAGAAAGAGAGAGAAGAUCAGUGCUACCUCUUUGAAGCAAAGAAAGUGGUGGUAAAAUUGGUGGCGCCACCUUCAUGGUGCCCAAAAUGGAGAGGCAUUUUUGGCCUCAGCUAGCCUUUGCGGCCAUUGUAUGCUUCCUGGCAACAAAUGUAGUGGCUAAAAAGCCGGAGCCAUAUUAUUAUUAUUAUUCUCCACCCCCACCUUACCUAUACACCUCACCACCACCACCAUCGCCGUCACCACCUCCUCCUUAUGUCUACAACUCUCCACCACCUCCAUAUGUCUACAACUCUCCACCUCCCCCUUCUCCAUCGCCGCCACCUCCUUAUGCGUACAAGUCUCCACCACCACCUUCACCAUCUCCGCCACCUCCUUAUGUCUAUAAGUCACCUCCCCCACCAUCACCAUCACUGCCACCUCCAUAUAUCUACAAGUCGCCACCGCCACCUUCGCCAUCUCCACCUCCUCCUUACAUCUAUAAGUCACCACCACCACCUUCACCGUCACCCCCACCUCCAUAUGUCUACAAAUCUCCUCCACCGCCAUCACCAUCACCACCACCUCCUUACGUGUACAAGUCACCACCUCCCCCAUCGCCUUCACCACCUCCUCCAUAUGUCUACAAGUCUCCACCACCUUCACCAUCACCACCCCCUCCUUAUGUCUAUAAGUCACCACCACCACCAUCGCCAUCACCGCCACCUCCUUACAUCUACAAAUCACCUCCACCACCAUCACCAUCACCACCUCCUCCAUAUGUAUACAAAUCUCCUCCUCCACCUUCACCAUCACCACCACCUCCUUAUGUCUACAAGUCUCCUCCCCCACCAUCUCCAUCUCCUCCUCCUCCUUAUGUGUAUAAAUCUCCCCCACCACCUUCACCUUCUCCACCACCUCCUUAUGUAUAUAAGUCUCCACCACCACCAUCGCCAUCGCCACCUCCUCCAUAUGUAUACAAGUCUCCACCUCCACCAUCACCAUCUCCACCACCCCCAUAUGUAUACAAAUCUCCACCUCCACCAUCGCCAUCUCCUCCACCUCCAUAUGUUUAUAAGUCUCCACCACCACCAUCUCCUUCACCACCUCCUCCUUAUGUCUACAAGUCUCCCCCACCACCAUCACCUUCACCACCACCUCCAUAUGUCUAUAAGUCUCCUCCUCCUCCAUCACCAACGCCUCCACCUCCGUAUGUCUACAAGUCACCACCUCCUUACAUUUACAAGUCCCCGCCACCACCCUCACCAUCAUCACCUAGUCCAUAUGUAUACAAGUCUCCACCCCCACCGUCGCCAUCUCCACCACCUCCAUAUGUCUAUAAGUCUCCACCACCACCAUCUCCAUCACCACCCCCUCCCUAUGUCUACAAGUCUCCCCCACCACCAUCACCUUCACCACCACCUCCUUAUGUUUAUAAAUCUCCUCCACCUCCAUCGCCAUCACCACCGCCUCCUUAUAUCUACAAGUCUCCACCUCCCCCUUCACCAUCUCCACCACCUCCUUACAUUUACAAGUCCCCUCCACCACCAUCACCAUCGCCACCUCAGCCUUAUGUGUACAAGUCUCCACCACCCCCAUCACCAUCCCCUCCUCCUCCCUAUGUCUACAAGUCUCCUCCACCACCCUCUAAAUCACCCCCAGAUCCAUAUUACUACAAAUCUCCACCACCACCAACCACUGUCUACUAGUUGAAGUAACGACAAUGCUUUGCAGUCAAUUAUAUUAUUGAAAUAAUGGACACCAAUUGAAAUUCGAGUUGAUUAUUUCGAUUCGGCAAUAAUGAGGAUUGGAGAAAGAUCCUUCUUGAGAUCUAAAGAAAUAUACAUACUACUGGAAUUUGUUAAAGGAUUUGGUCCAUGAGGCCACAUGAUUGUUUUUAUUUUCAUGGCUCUUAUAGGCCGCGCACUUCCUACUUCAAUCUCAAUAAAUCUAGUUGAAUUAUUUUUUCAUUAAUGAAAUUUGUGCUCUUAUUCGUGUC
This is a messenger RNA of Amborella trichopoda, 2002 nucleotides long. RefSeq lists its product as uncharacterized. The record is from RefSeq and is a predicted model, not a curated record. NCBI's taxonomy places the organism in Eukaryota, Viridiplantae, Streptophyta, Magnoliopsida, Amborellales, Amborellaceae. Gene Ontology annotation, biological process: plant-type cell wall organization. Gene Ontology annotation, molecular function: structural constituent of cell wall.